This is a messenger RNA of Alternaria triticimaculans, 840 nucleotides long. RefSeq lists its product as uncharacterized. The record is from RefSeq and is a predicted model, not a curated record. The transcript has 2 exons. NCBI's taxonomy places the organism in Eukaryota, Fungi, Ascomycota, Dothideomycetes, Pleosporales, Pleosporaceae. Bases 1 to 840 code for a protein of 279 amino acids.
AUGAGUGGUCCUGCUGGCGGAGAUGGACAGAUCAAAGGCCAUUUUGCAUCCUACAUGAACAAGCAGGAGAACUUGCACAAAUGGAAGAAAUUGGACAAAUUUACCUUUUCCAAUCAGCCACUCGACAAGGCGCACAUUAGAAGCAUGCUCAAAAAGCGACGGAACCUACGAAUCGAUCAGAUGCAGACACCUAGCCCUGAAGUAAUAAAAUCGCUCACAGAUGCCGGUAUCUCACCUUGCGACAAGCAACUAGCAGAAAUGUUUGCCGAGGACGAUGCUGAAGUAUUAAGAGUCAUACCUGCUGCAUCUUUCUGGAGAAAAGGCAAGAUUGUAGGCCCAGACAUGGUGGGUUUGGUGCACUUGGAACAGGCUCGGUUGGAUGCUAUCCGACGGUGCAAGGCUGGGCUUCAAGCUUGGGCUGAGUUUGAGGCAAAGGCAGAACUUGAGGCAGAGGCUGAAAAAAUUCCUGAAGAACCAGAGAGUCAUAGAAAGCGGACUCUGGACCCGGUCUCUCCAUCAUCAGCACGGCCAGCUCGAAAGGUUGCAAGACGCGAAGUUUCCGAUCUCCGUCACGAAGAAGAUGCAAAGCAGGCCGCCAUGACGAAUAGCACAAACGUCAAUGAAGCGUCAUCAAGUAUGGAAAACACCUCUGGGAACGCCAACGCAGGCAGCAGUUCUGACGGAAGCACCUUGACUAAGAACGUCAUCAAAGAAGAACCUUUGGACGAGGAUGGCUCCGGAGUGAACUAUGAGGCAGCCGAAACCCAUGGAGGAGAUGCCUUGGAUGAGGAGGAGGAUGCUAUGAUGAGGACUGUAAUCAAGAGAGACGAUAGUGUAUGA